This is a messenger RNA of Symbiodinium necroappetens, 504 nucleotides long. The record is from the annotation of a GenBank genome assembly. Lineage: Eukaryota; Dinophyceae; Suessiales; Symbiodiniaceae.
AUGACGGCUUCCAACGUCGACUUGGAGCCGGAGUCGGAGGAGGAAGAGGUCCCUGAAGGAAAGGAUGGAGAGGCCGUGGAGCCGCCCGAGCCCGCGGAACCGGGAGAACAGGGAGAAGGAGAACCGGCAGCCUUUGGAGUGCCAGUUCCAGAUGAGCUCAUGCCUGAGCUGAACCCAGCCGCGGAGCGGCCGGUAGAGCUGGGUGAUUCUUUCCUGGACGGUCCAAAUGGCCACUUGCGGGCUGAGCUGGCAAUUGGCGCCUUAACUGUGGACGGAGCCCCAGUUCCCCUACUAGUGGAGGCGGACGCGCUCGACGUGACACAAGAGCCCAUGGAAAUCGAAUACGACGACGAGGUCUUGCAACUAGGCGAGCUCACGGAUCCCUGGAUCCUUCCGGACUACGCCGAGCAGGCAGUGGCGCUUCUUUCGCACUCUUUCGCAGCAACGAGUGCGAGUAUAAGUACAGUAGUCUCUGUCCGUUAUGUCUCGAGUUGUUGGGAUUAA